This is a messenger RNA of Aspergillus heteromorphus CBS 117.55, 477 nucleotides long. RefSeq names its product Bys1 family protein. NCBI's taxonomy places the organism in Eukaryota, Fungi, Ascomycota, Eurotiomycetes, Eurotiales, Aspergillaceae. The transcript is spliced from 2 exons. The record is from RefSeq and is a predicted model, not a curated record. The coding region runs from base 1 to 477 and encodes 158 amino acids.
AUGAACACCCCCUCCCCAACCCCAACCCCAAGCCCCACCUCCAACAUCAACAUAACCAACAUCAACAUAACCCCCGGCCACGCAACCAUCCUCAACAACUGCACCCACGCCAUCUACAUCUGGAGCGUCACCAACACGACCUCCCCGCAAACCACCCUCAACCAGUCCCUCUCCUACAGCGAGCCCUUCCGCCACGACCCGGCCUCCGGCGGCGUCAGCCUGAAGAUCACCACCGUGCGCAACGGCCUGUACACCGGCGCCCCGCAGACCGUCUUCGCGUAUAACUGGGUCGAUGGACAGGUGUGGUAUGAUUUGUCCGAUGUGUAUGGGGAUCCGUUUGCGGGGAGGAGGGUUAGUGUGCUUCGCUACGGAGGCGGACAAGAGAUGAUUGUUUGGGAGGAUGGUGUGCCGCCGAGGGGGAGCCAGGUGAGGGUUUUGCCUGGAGAUGUGGAUUUGGUGUUGAGGGUUUGUGGGUGA